AACAUGGCGGGCAUCUGGAAGUUAGCAGGACCUCUGUCAACUGUAGCUGCUGGUGCUGGUGGCAUUUUCCUGCUGAGAAAUUACUUCGCUGGAGGAGUUUGUAAUUGUAAAGAGAAACUAAAUGGUAAGACAGUAAUCGUCACAGGGGCAAACACAGGAAUCGGGCGAGAAACAGCCUUAGAUCUCGCCCGAAGGGGCGCCCGUGUAAUCCUAGCUUGCCGAGACCUCGAGAAGGCAAACACUGCUGCUAAAGAAAUACGAAAAACAACAGGAAAUGACAAGGUAUUCGUGAAAAUGCUCGAUCUUGCGUCGCUCAAGUCAGUGAGAACAUUCGCGGAGGAAUUCCACCAAACUGAAGAUCGACUAGACAUCCUUAUCAAUAAUGCAGGCAUCAUGCGUUGUCCAUAUUGGAAAACAGAAGAUGGCUUUGAGAUGCAACUCGGCGUCAAUCACUUGGGCCACUUCCUUCUGACAAAUCUUCUGUUAGACAUGCUGGAAAGAUCUCAACCAAGUCGCAUCAUUAAUGUCAGUUCUCUAGCGCACGUGAGAGGGAAGAUUCACUUUGAUGAUUUGCAAAGCGAACAAGAGUACAGCCCAAGUUCCGCCUACUCACAGAGUAAACUUGCUAAUGUCUUGUUCACUCGCGAAUUGAGCAAACGCCUGGAAGAUACCGAUAUUUUAGUCACUGCUGUACACCCUGGUGUUGUGAAAACCGAAUUAGCUCGUCAUACAACUUUUGCGAAGUCCAAAAUCGCGUCUUUGACUCUGGCUCCGCUUGCGUGGUUGUUUUUCAAGACUUCUCUUCAGGGAGCACAAACAACAAUUUAUUGCGCUGUAGCAGAUGACGUUGAGUCUGGACUGUACUACAGUGACUGCAAGCCUAAGGAACCAGCUGAUCAGGGAAAAGAUGAUAGAGCAGCUAAAAAGCUUUGGGAAGUUAGCGCAGAUUUGGUUGGCCUAGAAAAAACUACUUGAAAGCGUGCAUUCUCACAGUGACACUUACAAAGUAAGGUGCUAUUUAUUUAUUUAUCUUCAAGCAUCUUGAAAAAGUGGAACAUUUCGUAGCUAUGGUAGGUGCACUAUAAGGCAUAUUUCCAAGGACUGAUGGGAAAAUAAAUUUUUGUUUUCAAUUUCAGUACGUUUUCUGUGAGAAAAGUGAAGUGAGAAGAAAUAUCAGUUAGCAAUAUUCGAUUUAACAACAAAUUCUCAGAGCCAAAAUGUAUGGCAGACAAUGCAGAGAAUAACUAUAUCUACAUAUAGUAGAUAUACAACUAUAUCUACUAGUUAUAUUUCCCUCUGCAUGCAUAAUGUUGUGUAUAGUUUAUAAAUAAUAUUGGAAUUGUAAUAUGGCAUAUUUUAUUUUAUUUUAGCUUAUUUUCUCAAAGAUAUUAGCUCUACAGCUACUCUGUGAAUAUUAAGCGAAAAUAAAGUAUAUGUAUGUAA
This is a messenger RNA of Pocillopora damicornis (cauliflower coral), 1443 nucleotides long. RefSeq names its product retinol dehydrogenase 13. Lineage: Eukaryota; Metazoa; Cnidaria; Anthozoa; Scleractinia; Pocilloporidae. The record is from RefSeq and is a predicted model, not a curated record.